Parathielavia appendiculata is the source of this 461-nucleotide messenger RNA. RefSeq lists its product as uncharacterized. The transcript has a single exon. The record is from RefSeq and is a predicted model, not a curated record. Lineage: Eukaryota; Fungi; Ascomycota; Sordariomycetes; Sordariales; Chaetomiaceae. The coding region runs from base 103 to 417 and encodes 104 amino acids.
CUCCUUGGAACACCUCCUGAAUGAGACGGGCAACUGUCUCCAUGUCGUCCGGACUAUCCAACACGGCCGGGAGUCCGGCAAGAUCGUGCAUCUCGCGGAAUAAUGAGCAACACUUUCAAGUUCCUUCUGGUUUUGUCUUUGGAGAUGCUUCUCCCGCCGGUCGAUCGAGCUUCUGAUGGAAUCCGGGGCUUUGGUUCUUCCCACUUGACAAGCGAUACCUCUCUGCUUCAACAGAUUUUCGCAGAACUCUUUCAGGGCAUUCAACAUCGCUUCGUAUUCGCUUUGCAGCGCCGACCACAUGUAUUCGAUGAACACGGGCUUGGGAUCCAAGGUUCAAGUGUCACGGAUGAAAUGCUCGAUUUUCCACCCGGAGAGGGUGAUACCUUACAACGUCUUCCGGGUUGGCUCGAUGGAUAACUUUGUGGCGUUUGCUCGAGGAAGCCAUUGUGAAUUCGUAGCUC